AUGCUGCUGCUCUCCCCGCCGGGGCUGCGUGAGCUCCGCCCGCCACUGCCCCUCGCAGCCCGCGGGGCCCCGGUCUGCCCGCCUCGCGCUGGGCCCCGGGCCGGUUCCGACGCCCACCGCGCCCGUGCCCUGCGGCACCCUUCCUCCUCCUCAGCCCCGCCCUGCGCGGUGACCCUCGCCCCUGCCCGGCUUCGGCUCGGCCCUGGCCCUCCCGCCAUUUUGGGCGCCUCCGUCCGCCUCUGCGCUUCCUGCUGCCCUUCCCCGCUCCGCGAUGACCUUGGCCCUCCCGCCAUUUUGGGCGCCUCAGCGCUUCCUUGUGUGUUGCUCUUGCCCCGCGUGCUCCACCUCAGCCCGGACCCUGCGCUGCUGACCUCUCCCUUCCUGUCCAGGUCUUCGUCCUCCACCAUUCGCAGCUUGGCUCCUUCUCCCGUGUGUUUUGAAGCAGUCUACCUGGCAGAGCAUCGCCGCAAAGCUGUAAAGAUGCUACACUCAAGAGAGGCUUCGAAUGUUCUCCCUGGGAAAGAAGAGGACCCUCAAACCCUCUACAUAAGAAACCCAGGCUUUCUGAGACCAUCUUAUCCAGACUAUAGGCAUUUUCAGUGUUUCUUAGUACCUAGUCUUUACCAACCUGUGAGCCAAGUCCAGCAAUAUUACCAGCCAUGGCUGCAGCCAGAGACCGAAACCAAGGAGGAGAUAGUAGAACAACUGGUGAUGGAACGAUUUCUGACGACCUUCCCAGAGACGCUGAAGAUCCAUGUGAUUUCACAACAGCCCAGGGACAGAAUGGAGGUGGGACUACUGGUUCCACAUGUGAUGCCAGAAUGUGAGAAGAAGCAUGAGACUGGUGCCCCUGCUCAGAACCCUGUCAUCGAAGUAAAGAGAGAAACCAUAAGUCCAGAGAUGUUGGACAAUCUGCCUUCACCAUCUACUAAGCCCAAGGUAAUUUCUGCACUUGAGAACUUUGAGGAUGUGGCUGUGGACUUCAAGCCUGAGGAGUUGGGUUGCCACAGUGCUCCUCAGAAGAACCCAUACUGGGUGGUGAUGCCACAGAAUUAUGAGAACCUGGUCUCUGUAGAGUACCAAUCUUUGAAACCUAACAUCAUCUCAUGCCUGGAAGAAAAGCCUGGCGCAAUGGAGGAAGAGGACAGCAAGGCAGUAAUGUGGAAAAGUGAACCUUCUGACGAUCCAUUGGAAUUGCACCAGGAAAACCAGCAGCAGGAGGGAAGCCUUGGCAGUGAUGGAGUUGAAAGAAGCUCUGAUCUUACCAGUCUGUCAGAGAAUCUUCCAGAAAAUGAUCCCCAGGAGGGUACUAUGUUUGACAUUAGUAACAGGUUUCAGCUACCAUAUCUCAUAUGCAAAGUUUGCAACAGAGUCUUUACUAGUGAAGUAGGCCUUAGGAAGCAUGAGUCUUUCCAUACUGGGAAGAGGCCCUUUAGAUGUCAUCUGUGUGAUAAAGGCUUCUUUCUCAUGCCGCACCUCAACAAACACCUAAGGAUUCAUUCUGGUAAGAAGUGCUCGGGGGCUAAUAUGCGUAGAAACCCUUCCGUCCCACGUGGAGUAGCCAUCUGCGGUCGUGUAAGCACUAACCUUCAGGAGGAUGGCCAUGAAUGUUUGAAGUGUGGCAAAGCUUUUGUUCAGGAUGUGCAUCUUGUUCAGCAUCUCAAAGCCCAUCAGGUGGCUGAGUCCCUUCCCCCUCAGUUACCUCGCAAAACAUACUCAGUUCGCUAUCAGCGGAAACAUGACUAUGUGGGGGAGAGAGCCUGCCAGUGCUGUGACUGUGGUAAAGUUUUUGGUAACAGUUCAUAUCUCAUUCAUCACUAUCGCACUCACGCUCACAAGAGGCCUUACCAGUGUCGGCUGUGUGGGAAAUGUUUUAGCCUACCCUCGUACCUCACUCAGCAUUAUCAACUGCAUUCCCAAGAGACCAACUGA
Jaculus jaculus (lesser Egyptian jerboa) is the source of this 1932-nucleotide messenger RNA. It is a transcript of the gene Zim2, whose product is annotated as zinc finger imprinted 2. Gene Ontology annotation, molecular function: DNA-binding transcription repressor activity, RNA polymerase II-specific. The record is from RefSeq and is a predicted model, not a curated record. Bases 1 to 1932 code for a protein of 643 amino acids. NCBI's taxonomy places the organism in Eukaryota, Metazoa, Chordata, Mammalia, Rodentia, Dipodidae. Gene Ontology annotation, biological process: negative regulation of transcription by RNA polymerase II. The transcript has 6 exons.